AGAAUGUACUGUCCCUUUAAGAAUGUAGUCAAAACAAAGCGUAGACGAGCCGGCUGCACGGAAGUGGUAUGAAAUGAGCCGAUAUAGUUAGAAAUAUAUGUAUAUGUAUAUACAUCACGGUUUUGAACAUGCGGUUGGUCUUUUAAUUAUUAAUUAUUAUUUUUUUCUAACCAAGCACUUAGUAAUCGCUUGAACUUAUCGAAGAGCUCGUUAGCUCGCUGGCUAGCGUCAGCAACACAAGCGGCCAUGCCUCCCUACUCCGAACUGAAGAGAAGCAACCACUUCUACUACUUCAUCAAGUUUACCCUAAACGUCUAUUCCAUGCUGUUUUCGCUGAUGGGUCUCUGCGUGCUGUGCGUCGGGGUGUAUGCCGAGGUGGAAAGGCAGAAAAAUCGAACUCUGGAGGGUCUCUUCCUGGCUCCUGCUGUGGUGCUAAUCCUGCUGGGCCUGGUAAUGUUCACAGUCUCACUUGUGGGCAUGGUUGGCUCCCUCCGGGACAACAAGACACUGUUGCACAUGUUUCUUUGCGUCCUCUGUGUUUUGCUACUUCUCCAGGCUAUCGCCCUCAUCAUAGCGCUUCUUUUUGAGAAGAAGACAUCUGCCUUGUUUCAAAGCAGCAUACGAGAGGGAAUCAAACACUAUUACGAUGAUCUGGACUUCAAAAACAUCCUGGAUUAUGUGCAAGAAAAGUUUUCAUGCUGUGGAGGGGAUGAAUAUAAAGACUGGGCAGUCAAUCAAUACCAUUUCUGCAACGGCACUGGUCCACUUGCAUGUGGGGUUCCAUAUACCUGCUGCAUCCCCGGUAAGGUAGGAGAGGUCAUUAACACCCUGUGUGGGUCCAAGGCUAUGGCUCUCGAUAAACAGCGUGAAACCCUGCAGGAGGUGAUCCACGUGCGAGGCUGCAUACAUGCAGUCAACCUUUGGAUGACUGACAACAUUGGAAUAACCAUCGCCCUGUGCUGUGCCAUUGGGCUGCCGCAGCUGUUGGGCAUUGUCCUGACCUGUCUCUUCUGGAACCUCCUGGUGGAAAUGAGCCAGUCGGUUGACAUGGUGGACUUCAAGCUGAAGAAGCUGGAGUUCAAGUACAGCGAGCUGGACCUGGCUGGUGCCGGCUGCUGUAUGUGCCUGCCAAGAGACGGCGGCUACUUGCCCAUUCCGGUCGCCGAACCCGACCUGGACCCCAUUGAUGUUCACCUGCAGAAGCUGAAGAAGCAGCCGCCUCGCACUCAUUCUCAGCUCCUCCAUCUCCAACAGUCCAGAUCGACCACUGGGCUGGACGAGGUAGAUAUUGGACGUAAACUGAAAAGGGAACACUAAUUAGUCUUCAUGCGUCAUUGUAAAGUUUGUAUUUGUUUGAUUUGUGUUGCACUACAUAAGGGUUAAACCUCUGCUGUUGGAUUUAGGGAAGUUGCUUAGCCAAACUGAUCCAAAAUACCUUGUCACUUUUUAAGAAUUCCACCAACAAACGUAGAGCAGGGUUGUUCAAACUUGAUUUUUAUUGACUAUUCUAUACAUAAAAUUACACAUGAAACAUGAUGGACAUUUACAUCCACAUUAAUGAGAUAAAACAUUGGACUAUUGCGUGUUUGACACAAUGGAACCCAUUUAAGUCGUUCCCCUUCAAGUCGAUAAGUCCUGGUCCGCCAUCCACUUUUACUACUAAGUGCCCACUUAAGUCGUGGUGGACCGCUUUUGACCACUACAUAAAAUGUUGAGAGCUAAAACCAGUAGUUUACAUUAUACCAUUUUUUGACAAACUUUUAUGAGUUACUGAUAUUUUUUAAAUAAAAAUUGUCAUGUUCAAACAUUGAUGACAUCUAUUAAACAAGACAAGAGGCAAAGAAUUGAACAGAGACAGAAUUCAAUUUGGUCUCAAUUGAGGAGAGACGCCGGGACACUGUACUCUUGUACAAUCUCCAGCACGCUCUGGCGAAAGAUUGUACUCCUCCUUCUUUAUUUUACUUUCUCCGACCACAUGACCACAGCUGCUUCCAGAGGGAAGUGGGUCGUAAACAGCGUUGCCUUUGGUUACAGAACAGUUCAAAAGAAAAGGUCGUAAACGAGUUCAAAAACAGGUUCGUAAAACAGUUAAAAAAGACGUCCGUAAAACAGUUGAAAAAGGAGGUUCAAAAAGAGGUCGUCUGGAAAUUGGGCAGAUCAUGCCUUCUCUCCGCUUUGAAGUCCUUGGGUUAGAACACUAUUUCUGUUGAUUACCAUACAUGAAAGAAAACAGAAAACCCUUCAUGUUGCUUUCCCCCUUACACAGUGGAGUUUUACUAACCUUCUUCUUGGUAGGUUUCAACGACAGCUUUUGUCUUCUUGCUAGGAACUCAAUGUAACACAAAGUUUUUGUGAUAACUUAGAAACAAUUAUUCUAACAAAAUGUAUUAAGAAAUACAUUCUUUAAAUAAUUGACUGUGUGUGUCGCUACUUGUCAUUAAGGGUUGAUGGUGAGGCAAGCAGACAAACCAGGUACACAGCAUGAAAACUUCCUGUUCAGUGCAAAAUAAAAAUAUGACACUUCUACCCUAGAUUCUACCACUGCAAUUAACAUAAAGUAAUCUUUCUUAGAUUGUUAGCCACCGCAAGAAAGAGUUGGCAUGUUUCCGUAACAUAAGGGCAAGGAAAAACUCACAACCCAGUGGGAUGUCAAUGUGAAUGACUAUGAGAAACCUUGGAGAGGACCCUACCCACCUAGGGUAGACUGGAUGCAAUGGACGUCGAGUGGGUCUAGCAUAAUAUUGUGAACGUCCAGUCCAUAGUGGAUCUAACAUAAUAGUGAGAGUCCAGUCCAUAGUGGGGCCAGCAGGAGACCAUCCGGAGCGGAGACGGGUCAGCAGCGCAGAGAUGUCCCCAACCGAUGCACAGGCGAGCGGUCCACCCUGGGUCCCGACUCCAAAUCCAACCUAAACUUAAAAAAACAUAAUUUAUUUUGUACCAUUUGUACAACUUUGGGGGACCGGUGUCAAGAAGUGGUCACAACAGAUAUUAUAUCAGGCCUGGGCAAUUAUUUUGACUCGGGGGGCCAAAAUUAGAGAAAAAAAUGUGUCCGGGGGCCGGUAUAUCUAUUUUUAGGAAAACUAAUACAAAACCUCACAAUAAAGUCUGAUUGAAUGCUAAAAAUGUUAUGACAGACCGCCUUAAAAACGGAAUGGAAUUUAAUUUUUUUCUAUGAACGAUAAAGCCCUGAAUAUUGACAACAUAUGAACGUCACACCCCCUCUCAAUCGACAAAUUUACAAUCAAGCCGAAUGCAACAAAAAUGCAACAAACACAGCGAAAUAUGAACGUGAAGGGUAAAAAAACAAAAAACAUCUACAAUCUGAUAUAUUUGAUACAUCACUAAGCUUUAGAACUUUCUUGUAAAAAUCUCCUUCCACAUCUGUCCCUGACACCCGCAUUUCAGGCUCUGGAAACACUCUGUGGAAACGCUCCCCACCCACACUGCUUGGUGCCUCGUCUGACCUGCUGUGACGCAGAUUACCAUAGUAACAAGUAGGGUUGUACGGUAUACGGGUAUUAGUAUAGUACCGCGAUACUAAUGAAUCAUAUUCGGUACCAUACCGCCGCUGAAAAGUACCAGUCCGCCACACCCUAAGAUUUUUUGUUAAAAUAAAGCCAAUAAUGCAAUUUUUUCUGGUCCCCUUUAUUUAGAAAAGUAUCGAAAAGUACCGAAAAGUAUCGAAAUAAUAUUGGUAUCAGGACAACACUAGUCACUAAAAUAUAAUGCAAAAGCGCAGAUUCCAACCAUUGAAAUACUUUGUAUAGUUCAAGACUUACGGUCAUUAGAAAACAUGACUGUACAUCAUAACGGCAGAUACACUUUCCAUCUUAAGGAUCUAAAAAAAAUAUUUGGGAAUGUCCGGCGGGCCAGAUUGAAAAGCUCAACGGGCCGCAUGUGGCCCCUGGGCCUUAAUUUGCCCAGGUCUGUAUUACUGUAUAUUGAUGAACACUCAAAUCUCUGCUGAGAUGUUUUAAAGAUGAAAAGGAGGGGUUCCAUCAACAAUCACAUUAUUUUACAAAAAGUGGUUACUGUCAGGCCAAAGUGACAUCAGCAAAAUAUUAUCUAGCAAAGCAACAGCAAAAAAAUAAAAACAUUUGUCUCCAAAGCCGCUGCUCUCGCAUCAACAGGCACACACUAGCUCAGCCACUGUUGCCUUCACGGCCUCACAAACAGUUGGACAAUUCAACUUAAAAGGGGUUCCAUUGUAUCACGCCCACAAAAAUAAUCAAAUAUAAUAAUAAGAGGCUCGCUAAUCGCCUGCGUAGCUCGUCAAGUGAAACCCAAACAGUAAUCUAUGUUCCUAGAUAGAGUGAUGGCGCCUUCCGGUUAGGGUGAAACCCUGCUCACUAUAAAAGUUGUUAUCUUCAACAGCUUAGCGUACAGUAUAAUAAUAUAGUGGAAAUCAAAUGUCCUGCAUCCUAUGUCUGGAAAACCUUGAAAAUAAGCAUCAACUUUUGCUAAUUUAUUUGCUUCUUCUUUUUUUUGUCUCAUUUGUGAUGUUUGGUUUUCUGGGAUUUUUUUGGCAUUACAGCCCAUUUAAUUCAAGUUGAGCCUUUGAAAUUGAGCGAUGUCUCAUGUGCUAAAGCUUACCUCAGGCUGUUUUCCAAAUAGCCGUAUAGUCAAGAGGACAUCUUGUGUACAAAAAUUCACUGCAGAGAAAUGCAGAGUUUUUCAGUGUGUGGAAAAAUAGGACUAGCCAAGUAUGUCAUGCGUGUGUACAGGUUGUGUUAUACCUUUUUUUUCAUGAGUUUGAUUUGUGCCGUCUGUGUACUUUGUAAAACUGAUAGUUGUGGAAUAACAAGAAUGCAUGUUUUGUACUGUGUAUGACCAUAAGCGGGUUUAUGAUACUUGGUUUACUUUGGAACAACGGUUCAGGUUUACAGCUUUUUUUCUUUUAACUACAUGCUUUUUAUUUUGUCCAUCUCUCAGAGGGACAACUAAAGGGAAAAAACAGGCUACAACUCUGUUUAAAAGCAGUACUUUGACAGUGUUUUCCCAGACCACUGUUUUGAGCUUCCCUUCAGCUCCUGCCUUGUACCGCGUACACUACUGCUCAUGGUAAUAAACCUGAAUUUGUCU
This is a messenger RNA of Entelurus aequoreus (snake pipefish), 5082 nucleotides long. RefSeq lists its product as uncharacterized. The transcript is spliced from 8 exons. The record is from RefSeq and is a predicted model, not a curated record. The coding region runs from base 247 to 1317 and encodes 356 amino acids. Lineage: Eukaryota; Metazoa; Chordata; Actinopteri; Syngnathiformes; Syngnathidae. Gene Ontology annotation, cellular component: membrane.